AUGAAAUCUCUCAAUGGUUUUUUGCUACCCUUAGUCAUAGCUUUUGCCAUUCUUCAAUCAGUCCAAGCUCAAAAUCAACCAGGAUUUGUGAGCUUGGAUUGUGGAUUAAUCCCUAAGAGCACAGUCUAUACGGAGAAGACAACAAAUAUAACAUACACAUCAGACACGGCCUAUAUCGACAGUGGAUUAGUUGGGAGGAUCAAUGAUUCAUACAAGACACCGUUACAGCAACAGACUUGGACCUUAAGAAGCUUCCCUGAAGGUCAGAGAAACUGUUACAACUUCAAGCUUACGGCGAACCGCAAAUAUUUGAUUAGAGGUACCUUUGUGUAUGGGAAUUAUGACGGUCUAAACCAGAUCCCCGAGUUUGAUCUUCACAUUGGUCCUAACAAAUGGACUUCUGUUAUAUUGGAUGGAGUAGCAAAUGCUUCGAUCUACGAGAUGAUCCAUGUCUUACCACAAGACCGGCUUCAAGUUUGUCUUGUCAAAACAGGUAAAACGUCACCGUUUAUAUCGUCCUUGGAACUUCGUCCGUUGAACAAUAAAGCUUAUGUCACGCAAAGUGGAUCGUUGAUGUCGUUCGCCAGAAUUUACUUUCCGGAGACUCCAUCUUACCUCAGGUAUGAUGAAGACUUCCAUGACCGAAUUUGGGUUCCUUAUAGCGAGAAUGAAACCCUGUCGUUAAGUACCAAUCUUCGAGUCGAUACAAGCAGUAACUCCUACGAUGUGCCUCAAAAUGUGGCGAAUUCCGCAAUAAUUCCUGCAAAGCCUACUGAUCCUCUUAACAUAUUGUGGGAUCUCGGCGAUGCCAAAACACAGUCAUAUAUAUACAUGCAUUUCGCUGAAAUUCAGAAUCUUGGAUAUAAUGAGAUCAGAGAAUACAACAUUACUUACAACGGUGAUCAGGUUUGGGAAACUUUCUUUAGACCUGGCAAACUCAACAUCACAACAAUCAUUAGUCCAACAGCGGUGAGUUCUCCAGAUGGGAGAUUCAAUUUCACUUUUACAAGGACAAAAAAAUCUACUCUUCCUCCACUUAUCAAUGCCCUUGAGGUUUAUACAGUUGUUGAAAAUUUACUGCUGGCGACAUACCAAGAUGAAGUCUCUGCUAUGAUGAACAUCAAGAAAACAUAUGGAUUGAGUAAAAAGAUAAGUUGGCAAGGAGAUCCUUGUUCUCCUCAAAUUUAUCGAUGGGAAGGUGUGAAUUGCCUUCAUGUGGACUCAGAUCAACCUCUCAUCAUAUCCUUGAACUUGACAAGAAGCGGACUGAACGGUACCAUAGCCCCUGAUAUUGCUAAUCUUAUACAAUUAAGAGAACUAGAUUUAUCCAAGAAUGAUUUAUCAGGAGACAUUCCACAUUUUCUUGCUGAUAUGAAGAUGCUGACACUCAUAAACUUAAGCGGAAACCCGAAGCUCAAUCUCACAAUUCCAGAUUCUCUUCAAGAAAGGAUAAACAACAAAUCAUUAACACUAAUAAUAGAUGUCAAACCGGGUAGAAAGUUUACUUUGGUUGCUAUUGAGAUAUCGGUGGCUGGCGUGAUCACUGCCCUAGGUAUCCUUACCAUAUGUUUCAUUGUUGCAAGGAAAAAACAUAAUAAAGUUUCAAGCAGCGUAAAUAGUGAGAAGAGAUCAUCCAAUCAAUCAAUCGGAACAAAGGAACGGAUAUUCACGUAUUCCGACAUAUUAAAGAUGACAAAUAACUUUGAGAGAGUGCUUGGUAAAGGAGGCUACGGAAGAGUGUAUUAUGGAAACUUAAAUGAUACUCAAGUAGCAGUAAAAAUGCUCUUUCAUACAUCAGCUGCUCAAGAUUAUAAACAUUUCAAAGCAGAGGUUGAACUUCUUUUAAGAGUCCACCAUAGACAUUUGGUGGGACUUGUGGGUUAUUGUGAUGAUGGUGACAAUUUAGCUUUGAUUUACGAAUACAUGGCAAAUGGAGACUUGAAAGAGAAUAUGUCAGGAAAACGCGGUGAGCAUGUUCUAACUUGGGAAAACAGGAUGCUAAUAGCUAUGGAGGCAGCACAAGGAUUGGAGUAUCUGCACAAUGGAAGUAUUCCUCCCAUGGUCCAUAGAGACGUGAAAACUACUAACAUACUAUUAAAUGAGCUGUUUCAAGCGAAGCUAGCUGAUUUUGGGCUCUCUAGAUCUUCCCCGGUCGAUGGUGAAUCAUAUGUAUCAACAGUAAUUGCAGGAACACCUGGUUACUUAGACCCUGAGUACUAUAUAACAAACUUGCUAAGCGAGAAGAGCGACGUGUAUAGCUUCGGGGUAGUGCUAUUAGAGAUCAUCACAAACCAGCCUGUGAUCGAUAUAACCCGUGAGAGAUCUCACAUUACACAAUGGGUUGGCUUCUUUCUCCUGGAAGGAGACAUUAGGAAUAUUAUCGACCCAAAACUGAUGGGAGAUUUUGAUACAAAUGGUGUAUGGAAAGCAGUGGAGUUGGCGCUGGCAUGUGUAAGCCCUACCUCAAACCGUAGACCGACAAUGCCACAUGUUGUGAUGGAGCUAAAAGAAUGUCUGGAGUCAGAGAUUGCCAGGAAACAAGGGAGUCAAGUGAUGUAUUCUAAAGAUUCUGUUGAUUUUAGCUUAUCUCCUGGUUCCGAACUCUCUCCCGGACCCAGGUGAAUUGAAAGGAUUUAAUGUUUUUGAACAAAUGAUAAGUUGAAAUGAACGUUGAAAAUGUUAAGUUAUCUUUGAAAUUGAACUUUUUUCUUUUAUGUGCAUCGGCAAGCAGUUCGUUUCAGUAGUGCUGUAUGUGUAACUUUCUUGGGUUACAAGAAACCAUAUUUUCUAUGCAUGUGUUGUUUAUUGGGUUUUUUUCUCUUUAUUAUAAAAUUAAAGUU
This is a messenger RNA of Brassica napus (rape), 2840 nucleotides long. RefSeq names its product probable LRR receptor-like serine/threonine-protein kinase At1g51860. Gene Ontology annotation, molecular function: ATP binding; protein binding; protein kinase activity. Gene Ontology annotation, biological process: protein phosphorylation. NCBI's taxonomy places the organism in Eukaryota, Viridiplantae, Streptophyta, Magnoliopsida, Brassicales, Brassicaceae. The transcript is spliced from 13 exons. The record is from RefSeq and is a predicted model, not a curated record. The coding region runs from base 1 to 2622 and encodes 873 amino acids.